UGAAUCCUCUGGCAAACCAAAAAUUGGAAACCCUAUAUUGGUUGAAUGGGGAAAUUGAUGGUAAGAUUCGCAGAAUUCGCCAUUAGACUCUCUUCAGAGAAUCCAAACAGACCCCCACAGAGACCCACUCCUCCUCCACGGAACAAAGUCUUCGUCAAGAAGACGAGAGACACCUCCCACCUCGAUUUCCCCAAUCUUGUUAAGCUGGAGAAGGCGGGAUCGCACUCGGGUUCGAAUUCGAAUCCCGCUCCGGCUUCGGCUUCGGAUCCUAUUAAUCGGAUUCCUCUUGCUCAGGUCGUCGAGGAUUGCGUGAGACGUUGGUUCCAGGAUACGCUCAAGGAAGCCAAAUCCGGUGACGUUGGUAUGCAGGUCUUGGUCGGUCAGAUGUAUUGCAGCGGCUAUGGAAUCUCCAAAGAUGAACAAAAGGGUCGUGCUUGGAUUAGCAAAGCUUCAAGAACUCGAUCAACAGCUUGGCAAGUGAGUGCUAAGCCUCCAGGUUAUAAUGCAAGCGAUUCAGAUUCCAAUGAUAAGAAAGAUUGAUGAUGGCCUUUUCAAAUGUUUGUAUUUGCCAGUGACUUUGAUUUGUUGUUAGUUUCCCUCUCGCUCUCCUUUGUUUCAUCUAUACUUUUUUGUAUCAUUCCAAUGGUCAAAAAUGGCUCUCAAGUUAUUACCACGCAGUUAAUGAUAUUACCAGGCGUUCUCUA
Capsella rubella is the source of this 704-nucleotide messenger RNA. RefSeq lists its product as uncharacterized. Lineage: Eukaryota; Viridiplantae; Streptophyta; Magnoliopsida; Brassicales; Brassicaceae. The record is from RefSeq and is a predicted model, not a curated record. Gene Ontology annotation, molecular function: protein binding. The transcript has 3 exons. The coding region runs from base 46 to 540 and encodes 164 amino acids.